CGUUUCGCGCUGCCACGUUUGACCCGAGAAUUUAUUAUUCGUCACGCCCAACCGACCCGACCGAACGCGAGCGCAGACGACUCGAACAGGAAAGAGGGAGGAGCUGCCGAGCAGAGAUCCACGCCGGCGCCAUUCUUCCUCCUGCACUUCUCCCCCACUACUCCGCGCCAGCAGAUCUCCCUCCGCGCCUCUUGCCCUUCCCCUCUCCCCAGGAUCAUGGAGUGCCGGGUUCUUGGCUCCAGGUGCGCCGGCGCCGGCGCCGGUGGGCAAAUCUUGGGGAAGACCGGGUCCGCGACGUUAUGUGUUAAAGCCACUUGUUCGACAAGUUUUACUGGUUCUGCCAAACAUGAGCAGAACAUGCAUGGGAAUGUUAAGCCCUUGCAAUUAGCAGCAAGUAGAUCCUCUCGUUUGGUUAACAGAAGUCCAGUACUUCAACAGCAGCGGAAUCUUGCUGCUAGGUCUAGCUCUGCAAAUGUGUGUACUACUUUUCAUGAUGCCAAAGGAGUAUCUUCUGAUGCUAUUGAAGAAAAAAUUGGAGUACUCUUGUUAAAUCUUGGUGGUCCAGAGACCCUGGAUGAUGUUCAACCAUUUUUGUUCAACCUAUUUGCUGACCCAGAUAUCAUUCGACUACCGAGGCUGUUCAGGUUUCUUCAAAAACCACUGGCCAAACUUAUUUCUACUUUCAGAGCUCCUAAGAGUAAAGAGGGGUAUUCUUCAAUUGGUGGUGGAUCACCUUUGAGGAAAAUUACUGAUGAGCAGGCAAAUGCUUUGAAGAUUGCAUUGGAAAAGAAAAAUCUGCAUGCAAAUAUAUAUGUUGGAAUGAGGUAUUGGUACCCUUUCACAGAAGAAGCCAUUGAUCAGAUUAAGAAGGAUAAGAUUACCAAGCUUGUUGUUCUUCCACUUUACCCUCAGUACUCAAUAUCAACAAGUGGAUCAAGCAUUCGUGUUCUCCAAAACAUUGUCAAGGAAGAUUCAUAUUUUUCUGGCUUGCCAAUUUCCAUUAUCGAAUCAUGGUACCAACGUGAUGGCUAUGUGAAAUCAAUGUCUGACUUAAUUGAGAAAGAGCUAUCAAUUUUUUCCAAUCCUGAAGAGGUUAUGAUAUUCUUUAGUGCACAUGGUGUGCCACUUACCUAUGUUGAGGAUGCUGGAGAUCCUUACAGAGAUCAAAUGGAGGAGUGCAUUGCUUUGAUCAUGGGAGAGUUGAGAUCCAGAGGAAUCUUAAACAGCCACACUCUAGCUUACCAGAGUCGGGUGGGGCCAGUUCAAUGGCUGAAACCAUAUACCGAUAAAGUUAUAGUCGAACUUGGUCAAAAGGGUGUGAAGAGCCUCCUGGCUGUUCCAGUAAGCUUUGUGAGCGAGCACAUCGAAACAUUGGAAGAAAUUGAUAUGGAGUACAAGGAGUUGGCUCUAGAAUCGGGCAUUGAGAACUGGGGUAGGGUUCCUGCUCUUGGGUGCACGUCAUCAUUCAUCUCCGAUCUUGCAGAUGCUGUUGUCGAAGCCCUGCCCUCCGCUUCAGCACUCGUAACCAGAAAGCCCAACGACACUGAUUCUGACAUGGACCUGAUGCAUCACCUGAGCAAGAUGUUCUUUGGCUCAAUCUUGGCAUUCGUCUUGCUGUUGUCGCCGAGACUAAUUUCUGCUUUCCGGAAUACAAUGCUUUAGGUUUGCUAGGCAAGCAGAAAGGUUGCGAUAGUAAUCAUGCUAUUUUUCGAGAUCGAUGCAUGAUGGAGCUGCAAAUAACUUCUUCAUUGUAAUUAGAUCGUUAGAGUUUACUGGUUGCAAUUUGCAAAUAACUUGCAAUUUGCUUUCUGUAUUACUGUUUUCACCAACAAAUUUGGUGUGAUGAAAGCACAGAACAUUGUUAUCCUACAGUUCGAAGUUUUUUAGGUCUUUCUGUUCCUGUCUAGCUUGGAUAUUUUGGAUUGUUGUAUCCUCAAACACAUCAGUAACUCCGAAAACUAUUAUGCCUAUCUAUUA
This is a messenger RNA of Phragmites australis (common reed), 1977 nucleotides long. RefSeq names its product ferrochelatase-1, chloroplastic-like. Gene Ontology annotation, molecular function: protoporphyrin ferrochelatase activity. The record is from RefSeq and is a predicted model, not a curated record. NCBI's taxonomy places the organism in Eukaryota, Viridiplantae, Streptophyta, Magnoliopsida, Poales, Poaceae. Gene Ontology annotation, biological process: heme biosynthetic process. Bases 217 to 1662 code for a protein of 481 amino acids. The transcript has 11 exons.